Malus domestica (apple) is the source of this 2399-nucleotide messenger RNA. RefSeq lists its product as uncharacterized. The record is from RefSeq and is a predicted model, not a curated record. Lineage: Eukaryota; Viridiplantae; Streptophyta; Magnoliopsida; Rosales; Rosaceae.
AGUCAACACAACUCGAUUCAGAGUCCAAGUGGACAUUCCGAGUCGGGGUGUGUCAGUAAGUUUUUCCUUACAUGACAUUAUAUUCUUAAAUUAAGGUGUCAUGUGACGGUAAAUCUGUGUCAUAUAAGUUGCUAUUCGAUCGCAAAUCAUUAUGCUUUGGGUCCACCAGUAAUGUUCCUAUUACUUUUGAGAGAUGAAAAGGAUUGAAGCCCUUUUUUUUAUCUUUGAAUUUUGGAAUGAGAGAUCCUAAAUAUAUUGGUCUUUUCUUUGGGCUUACUUGAACUUUGAGGGAGUAUUGCUAAAUAGAGUCCAAUAAUCUAUUUGAUUAAUGUGUACUCUGGAAAGAAAAACGUUAGGGUUGAGUUUAGGAGAAAUUCUUGAGUGCGGAUGACCGAAACACAUAGUUGUUCAUUUACAUACACAAAGCACCCUAAUUUGGUCUCACCCAUUCUCUCCUUUGACUCCUUGUGUAUGAUAGUCAUUAUACAUAUGUUUGGAUGAAAGAUUUACUCGUCACGUGAUUGAGGGGUCGAAUGACAUUGGACAAUAGCAUGUGUCUACAAAUCUAACAAAAUGAGAUCAAAUCAAGAACAUAUAUAUGUGUCCGUAUUUCAGAUGUACCAAUUUAAGUGACCAUCUUACUAAAAUAAGCAAAGUUAGAAAGAUUAAAAUUAAAACUUCCAUGAGAUAACGAAAUAGUACUUACAAAACCCCACGUGUUUCAUGCUUGAUAGUAAAAAGUAAAAGCAACUUCAACUACCACCACGUACCACGAAACAUACCGCGGAGCUUCUCACGGUCGUUUCAAGUCUCAAGCUUUCGAAUUCGAACUCAGAAAACCUAAUUUCUCUCCAUCUCCGCCUGCAAUUGUCGGCGUCGAAGCCCAUCGAGCUCUAUCCACCUGGCCAAUCAGAUCCGGCCACCUCAGCAAUGCUCUGUUCGGUGCCGGCCACCAAGUCCGGUUCGAACUGGCUGAACCGGCUCCGGUCCAACAAGGGAUUCCCGACCGCCGACAAUUCCGACCUCGACCACUUCCUUACCCGAAACGCAAGCUCUCUCUGUGAAUUCCCGGCUCCCAAUGUCGUCUCAUCGUCCACGGAUUCGACUCGGCCGGAUUCGGACCGUGUCGGGAAUCGCUCCGAAUCCUUGUGUCCGAAUGGCGAUGACCAGGGAGGGGAAAUCAUCGGAAUGAUGAGCAACGUUCUGUCGGAGCUAUUUUUCAUGGGCGGCGCCGACGAAAGUUCCAGACUUUCUGGGAAAAAGAUUCCUAGAAAGCAAGCAAACCCCAGAGUCUGUGUCGGUUCCACGACCAACUCUAACGGCGACGCCACCGCCACUGCGAAUGAAGCGGAGGAGAAGAGCUCGGAAAGUGAAGGAAAUAUCGAAAAUGCCCUCGACAAGGUGGCGUCGGAUAACAACAGCUUGGUGGGGAAGAAGAAGAAGAAGGAACUAGGAGGGAAUGUGGGUGGUGGGCAAUGUGAGGGGGAGGAGGAUGAGGAGGAGGAAGAGAAGGGGGAGAUGAAAGGGUAUUCGAGGAGCGAAGUGACGGUGAUUGAUACGAGCUGCGGGGUUUGGAAGACGGAGAAGUUGGUGUUUAGGAGGAAGAAUGUGUGGAAAGUUAGGGAGAAGAAGGUCAAAGGGAGGAGCUUUGGGAGACAUAAGAGGAAAGUGGUUGUUGAGGAACACGUUGCUGAUGACAUUGACAAGAAGAAAGCUAAGGUUUCGGUUUCCGCGUUGGAUGUUGAAGCUGGUGGGGAUGAAUGUAUAGCUCUCAACUCCAUUCAAGUACAGAAGCCACAGAAUGACACCCUAGAUAAUCUGAAUGACAGAGGGGAAGAAUUCGGCAAACACCUGCCGGAAAAUAAAACCAAAGAUACAAGAAAAGGGUUUUCUUUGAACCGAUCACCGCGAAAUUUGAAAAAGGGCGGUUCCUCUGUUAUAUUAAUAAAAGGCCUUCCUACAGACAAUAAAAAUGGAGGAAAGCUUCAUAAAAAGACUCUCAAGGACAGCCAAAAACAAUGCAAAGCGUGAUUGAACCGGAAACCGGAAAAAGAGUUUUGCACCAGAAAGAGCGAGCUGCCGGCAAUGCAACAACUUAACAUGAUGGCACCAGCGUCGUUUCUUUCGGUAUAAAAAUUUAGUUGACCGUAUCAUCUCCCUCUCCGAAAGAGUGUCGGAGGUUCGGGUCACGCACAGGGCUUCGAGACGGCGGUGCCGGCGAUCAUGCUGACUUGGGAAUCAAAAUGUUGUGAAAUGGUGAAACUUUUUGUAUGUGUUUACAAAUGUCGUAACUGAAGCUAUUUUCCCCAAAAGGAUUUUUCUGUUUUUCUUGUUGCAAUUUUUACAAUCGUAUUGAUACGAAACGGGAAAUGAUUACACGUGCCCCUUUUCUCCUUCUA